Messenger RNA from Fomitopsis serialis, 2820 nucleotides. RefSeq lists its product as uncharacterized. Lineage: Eukaryota; Fungi; Basidiomycota; Agaricomycetes; Polyporales; Fomitopsidaceae. The record is from RefSeq and is a predicted model, not a curated record. The coding region runs from base 1 to 2820 and encodes 939 amino acids. The transcript has 11 exons.
AUGGAUAAUCGCCCCCUUUCGCAAUCCUCGCUCGACCCAGGCCUACUAGCUGGUUUCACGCCUGCCCAGCUUGCACAGCUUCGCCGGGCUCUCGACUCGACUCCGACAGCAUCGUCGCCAGGCCCUCAGGGUCCCACCAUGUCGUCGUCAGCUCCCAACACUGGACAGCCUGAUGCAUCGCCUGCUGCUGCGAGUGCUGCACCUCCGAUCACGCCAUAUCACAGCCAUCGGAGCCACCUGUCGUCGUCGUCGCUGGCCCCACCUGAACCUCCGCAACUCGCAUUUUCGGCUGCCCCUGCCCCCCUGUUUCCUACUUAUGGGUCUCAGCCAGCACCUUCGCUCGGCUUCCCAGGUGUUAUGCAGGCUGCGAUGCCACUUGCUGCCCCCUCGCCGACCCAGCCAUUCGUCGGGUUCAAUGCGACACAAGCACCAGGCACCUCGCAGCGAUCGGCAGCCUCGUGGGGCGAGCUCGGCUCCCCGAGCGACCCGAUCGCGACGCAGCCAGGCUCCGGUCGUCCCCCGGGCAUACACAAGGAGAUAGGCCCAUGCCUGACUGAAGCUGGUCAAUUGCGGCUCGUCGCUCAUGUAUACCCUCCUUCUCUCGCUCCAGAUGCCGAAUCGAUGGGCUACAAGUUCCCCCUUUUCCAGUUUCGCUACUCCACCAUGCGAGACUACCUCAACUCCUUCGGCCUUGCGCGCACGUAUGAGCGCCCUUUCGAAACAUCCAUCGUCACUUUUGUUGAGGAUAUUAUCGCCGAUCUCAGGGCGUCACCUCUCGGCUACGAUUUCGCCCAGGUACUCAAUUUCUCGCAGCAUCGCCACGAACAGCUCGAGCUUCAGCUUCUGUCGCUGCAUAACAAGGGUACUCCCACCCAAGAUGGACAGGCAUGGCUCCAUCGCUACCCUGUUGCACCAGACAUGACCAUCGCCACCCUCGCGUCGUCUAUGUUUGUCUUGUACUUCUGUAAGCCUCGUCUCUGUAUCCGGGAUGGUGCACUUCAUGUCUACUUCGUCGUUGCCAAUGCCCCAGUCUCGCUUCGCCUUCCCUCUGCCCUCCCCGAUAGCCCGCCUCUUCCGCAUACCUGCAUUUCGGACGGAUUCUAUAAUGGGCUGCCACGCGAUGGGACGCCUGGAUCGGGGCAUGCUCGCGAUAGCAAUGUGCUCUGUGAUUCGACGUGCCUAGCCAGAGACUCGGAGCUUACUAGUAGUAGCGACACCGAUGACGAGGUUGAAGAAGCCCUUGGCCUAGUUGGCCCUACUAGUCCUGGGUUGGAGUCGCUCAGCCUCGACGAUGGACCUGCUGGUCCAACUGCUCCUGCGGCAGUGUCCAAUGCUCCGAGCCACCCCCGACAACGAGUAUCGGCGCGGCUGCGCAGAGCUGGGCAGGCACAACUAUCAUCGAUCCCUGCUCUGCAGCGAACACAGACUAUACCAUGUUUCGUGCUGGACUUGAUCCCUCCUCGACUGGGAUGGUCGACUCCAUAUCGUCCGGCGUCUGGGUCCUACCACCCUGCUGUACGAUGCGAGGCUCUAGCAGAGCUCAGGAAUGCAGUUUUUGAGGCUGCAUCUGAUGGCCAGAGGCCUUCUUGUCGCCUCCGAAUCGACGGUUCUGACGUGCCGCAUAUGGCAGUCAUCUUCAAGGACAUGCUUGGCCAGGCUGCAGUCAACGGCGACUUCACCCACAUCCUUGCCAUGAAUCGAUCGUUCCGCGCCAUACAGCACCACGAAGUUGGCGACCUGCCUCUUGUUGCGUCGUUCGGCGAUGGGCUUGAACGGCAGACAAUGAUGGUACUGCUCGCAGAAUUCUCUCGCUGCUUACCAUCGUACUUCAUGACGAGGCUUGGCGAGAACUCCAACGUCCUUGCUUGCCCUCCGCGAGCCUUGAGUCCUGCACAGAAGGAAGAGCUUGGGGCCCUCGGUGCCAUCGUCGGCCUCUGCUUGGUGAAUGGUAUGGCAAUCCCGAAGAUCGCAGGAGAAUGGUUGAUCUAUCUUCUCAAUGGCUGCAACUUUGAGGCGAUCACGCGCGAGGUCACACAGGCCUUCCAUCCUCGUCUCGCAGCGGAGAUCAUCCAGCUCGACAGCAUUGGGACGACUGGCGAUCUCACACCAUUUGAAGAAGACUUUGUCAUUUACCUUGGGAAGCAUACUGCAUUAUACACGAUUCGUGACGAAGAAACCCAUGCUGCUUUUGCCCCAAUGCUCCUGUACAAGGCUCUGCUAGGCGACGACACUGUUGCAGAGCAUACCGAUACUCGUGCUUUCCGCGCAGGCUUCGAGUUGCCGUGUCACAACGGGUUCACGUUGUCGAAGGCUGCUCAAGCAUUCGCCGGUGGACCAGCUGCACUCGUGAUGGCGGCCUGUUCGACGCGAAUUGGCAGCUACGAAAGCCUCAAGCCUUACCUCGAUAUUAUCGUCAAGCACACAGUCCCUCUUCCCCUGAAGACGAUAGCCUUCGACGAUGGGCGUGCCAGUCUAGGGAUGUGGUCAGGGGCUUCCUCCAGCGCACAGGCAUUCCCUGCGCUGCGUCAGAUCGACUCUCCGAGCUUCCGCCCUCGCAUGCUCGCCAUCGCUGCCACUGGCUCCGACUCGAUUGUGGGUAGCGAGAAAAUCAAGAUCACUUUCGUCGGCAAUAGUGACGAGGCCUGGCAGACAUGCUUCAAGGAGGGUGUCGUUCCGACUGCCUACCUCGCACAGCUCGUCCACGAGGUAUACGAUCCGAAUUCGGUGGACAAGCCGACAUCCCUCCUCAAUGCAAUCGACAGCUGGCUUCUUGAGGAAUUGCUUUCUGCGAUCGCCAGUCCCCACGGUGGUAUCCUUUAA